GCCCUAAAACCCAGCCCAUAGUAGAAGAAGAAUAAGAAUAAGACGAAAAACAGAGAAGGCCGAAAUCAUAAUCUGUUGAUUAGUUUGUGCGCAUCAGAUCCACUGCUGGAGCUGUAAACCUCCGCCUGGAUUUGCCGCGCCUGACCCGCUUCUGGAGGAGUUAUACGUGGCAGAUUAGUGAGCAUGCCCUCCUCAUAAAGCCAAAGUAAAGUUUACCUGCCGCAGAAAAUACACAGAGGUGUCUGUUUGAUCUUGGCCAUGGCCCACGGCACCAGCAUCCAGUAUGAGCCAGUGGCAGAGAUCGGAGGAGGUGCUUACGGGACGGUUUAUAAGGCACGAGAUACAGAGAGCGGGCAGUUUGUGGCUCUGAAGAGCGUUCGAGUCCAGACAGACCAAAAUGGCCUCCCAGUCUCCACAGUAAGAGAGGUGGCUCUGUUAAAAAGGCUGGAGCAGUUUGACCACCCCAACGUGGUCAGGCUUAUGGAUGUGUGUGCAACCCAGAGGUCAGACCAGGAGACUAAAGUCACUCUGGUGUUUGAACAUGUGGACCAAGACCUCAAGACGUAUCUAGAGAGAUCCCCAGCUCCAGGAUUAUCUCCUGACCGCAUUAAAGACCUGAUGAGGCAGUUGCUGUGCGGUCUUGCAUUUCUUCACUCUAACCGCGUGAUGCACCGGGACCUAAAACCAGAGAAUAUUCUGGUAACCAGCCAGGGCCAGGUGAAGCUGGCUGACUUCGGACUGGCCAGGAUCUACAGCUGUCACAUGGCCCUCACUCCUGUGGUGGUGACACUGUGGUACCGCCCCCCCGAGGUUCUGCUGCAGUCCAGCUACGCCACCCCCGUGGACAUCUGGAGCACCGGCUGCAUCUUUGCUGAGAUGUUCAGACGCAAACCUUUGUUCUGUGGGGAAUCAGAAGUGGACCAACUUGGGAAAAUUUUUGAAGUUAUCGGCUUGCCACUAGAGGACGAGUGGCCAACUGAUGUUACACUGUCAAGAAAACACUUCCCCCCUCUCUUACCUCGCCCAAUCACUGACAUUGUUCCAGAGAUAGAUGAGCAGGGGGGCCAACUAUUGCUGAAAAUGCUGACCUUUGACCCACUGAAACGAAUAUCUGCCCUGAAUGCCAUAGAACACCCAUAUUUCCAGGACGAGGAGACAUUGACUUGAAAUGAAGCAGUGAAAUACGCAGCGAGAGGUAACAGUGUCUACGUUUAGACCUGGCCAAACCAUAAAGGAUUUCAAUUUCAGUCAGUGCGUUGCCUUUCAAGACGUCAUGGUUAUGCUUUGGGAUAUUAUUUUUGUUGCUCCUACAUCG
Molecule: messenger RNA, 1315 nt
Organism: Etheostoma cragini (Arkansas darter)
Lineage: Eukaryota; Metazoa; Chordata; Actinopteri; Perciformes; Percidae
Gene: cdk4
Product: cyclin-dependent kinase 4
Exons: 8
Coding region: 259-1167 (302 amino acids)
Biological process (GO): protein phosphorylation; G1/S transition of mitotic cell cycle; regulation of gene expression
Cellular component (GO): nucleus; cytoplasm; cyclin-dependent protein kinase holoenzyme complex
Molecular function (GO): cyclin-dependent protein serine/threonine kinase activity; ATP binding; cyclin binding
Source: RefSeq, a predicted model, not a curated record